AUGCCGACUGUCAAUGAAGAUUUUCUGCGUAAGCUAUCAGAGCUGUACGAAAGCUGGAACCAUGCGCUUCAGGAUGAGAAUCGUCGACUAGAGAAAGAGUUGACUGAGGUGAAGCACGAGAGACAGCAGUCCGAGGUACCAGCCGCUGCGCCACAGGGCUCUGUCUAUAUCAAAACGAUAAAGGACCUCAUAGCUGAAAAGCGUGCGCUUAGCCUCGACCUAGAGGCAGUGAAUCUUCGCAUCGAGCAGAUGACGGCCACCAUCGAGGGCCUCACAACGAAAACCGACCAGCUUCGCUACACACUUGGGCUUAAACAAGAUACACUAGGCGAUACGCGGGCAAAGUUGGAACAGGCUGAAAGAGAUGCCCAGCUUCGUCAAGAGCAGCUGUGCCAUGGACGCAAGAAGUUGUUCGAAACGGAGAAAGCAUUGGAGGAGUCUGACGAGCUGAGGGCUGAUCUCGGGAAGGCAUGGGAGUCGAGCGAAAGGGAUGUUAGACGUCUGCAGGUGCAGUUGGAGGACCGCGAAGCCGAGAUCGCUCUAUUGAGGGAGAUGUUACACACUCCAAAUGUGAAGAAAGAGACACCGAAAGCCGGUUCUGCGCAACCCAGGAAACGCACUCGUCAGGCGCAGCAGCAUGCUGAUGCUCCGAACAGUGCAGGUAGCUCGUCGAGCAAGAAGAGGAAGACAGACUCCACGAGUAUGAAGAACGAGGUCUGA
This is a messenger RNA of Stereum hirsutum FP-91666 SS1, 720 nucleotides long. RefSeq lists its product as uncharacterized. Bases 1 to 720 code for a protein of 239 amino acids. The transcript is spliced from 3 exons. Lineage: Eukaryota; Fungi; Basidiomycota; Agaricomycetes; Russulales; Stereaceae. The record is from RefSeq and is a predicted model, not a curated record.